Molecule: messenger RNA, 1665 nt
Organism: Ilex paraguariensis (yerba mate)
Lineage: Eukaryota; Viridiplantae; Streptophyta; Magnoliopsida; Aquifoliales; Aquifoliaceae
Source: the annotation of a GenBank genome assembly
CUCAAUGCUAAGUUUUCCAUGCCUUUGAUCUUUGCAUGCAAAAUUUCCACUUAGUAUGCUGAACCAAGAUGGUGUAUUAACAUAGAUGGUUCUUCAUUAUAGUCCUAUUUUGACCAUUGUCGACACUAUUUGACAUGAUUUUGUGCCCAAGUUGCUUGUCAAAAUAUGUUGUUUUCUCUUACGGUGAUCUAUAUCAUGCAGGAUAUACGAAAUUUAAAUCUAGUUAAGGCAAAUGGCAGACGCAUAGGCGGGAAUGCACCAAAAUUAGUGCAUAAUGGUGGAUCUGACGUCGUUAUUUCUUGAAUUGAUGGCUACCAUAAUAGCCUUGGUGGCAAAGCCUUUCUCGCUAGUUAAACUAUCUUGCAUAUUUGGCUUGAGAAGCAUUUGCAUUGUUAUUCACACCUGGAUGGAGCUGCUGAAAGCAGCUCUCUCUCUCCAUGUGUGUAUUCUCUUGAGACUUACAAUAUGGACCAUUGCUCUUAUAACUCUGCCUGAACGGAUUUUGACUGCAUUACAGAGGGAGAGGCUGUGCUUAUGAUAUGCAGCUGGAAAUGCAUCUGCAUGAGAUGCAAGCUGAAUUGGAAUAUCUUAUGUGGGAUAGGAAGGAACUUGACGAACGAUUGCAGACGGCAAUUAAAGAACGCAGAAUGAUGGAGGUAAUGUUAGCAGAAUUUGAAGAGGAAUAUGACCAGGCUAUUGUCCAAAUUGAACUAAUGGAGGGUGAGCUGCAAGAUCUGAAGGAUGAAAAUCAUCAGUUGAAGGAGGUUCAGUUUAAGGCAUGUUCAAGCAUCAGAAGUCAAGAUGACACAGGUGACGGCCAAAAAACAGGUGAUGCUGACAAAGAUGGCAUUCCUUCUGGGAUUUCAUCAAGGAGAUCUGGUGAUAAUGGAAGUGAUAUCACCCUUGAAGAAUUUCUGAUACACAAAGAUUCUUGGGAAGAUGAGAUCAAAAGUGAAAUGCCUGAUUUCAUAAAAACAGGAUCAAAAGUUAGCAGGCCAAUCCACACAAUCACACCUGGUAUGAUCUCCAGAAGUGUAGACAUGCAUGAAGUUCUUGUCCGACGAAGGGAGGUUGCACUUUCGCAGAGCCUUUUCAGUGCAAUAUUAUUUCUUUUGGUUGGAAUGAUUAUCUGGGAAGCUGAUGACCCUUGCAUGCCUCUUGUAGUCGGUCUUUUCACUGUGGUUUGCAUGUCAUUAAAGAGUGUGGUCCUGUUCUUCUCCACUAUAAAGAAUGAAUCUGCGUCUGAUGCAGUCGCUCUCUUAAGCUUUAAUUGGUUCAUACUUGGCACACUCACAUAUCCUACACUGCCGAAAGCUGCUCAUAUAUUUUCUCCCCUAGCCUUGUGCUCGUUGGAGCAGACAGUAAGAUGGCUUGGUUUCUCGUCCUAGCAUUUUCUUUUGUAAGUUCCUUAGGUCUUGUGGAUAUCACAAAGUACCAUGUUCAUAGACCUUGGACAAUUUUGUUUCCUUCAGACUCUUUUUCUCUUGAUUCACUGUACGAGCUUUUACAGCAUAAGUUUGGUGUUAUGAUUUUGUCUAUUAGAUUAGUGAGGAUAUAUUUGGAAACCGCUUAUAUCUGAGUCUUUGUUUCUGUCCUAUUGCUAUUUUGGUGGUGUGAAAAAUUGAUUAUUACUAGGAAUGUCAUAGUGAUACAGAUUCCUUGGUG